AUGGACCGGUCGCAGCCCUCGUCGUCCAAUCUGAUGGACAUCCACAACCGCCUGGUGGCCGAGAUCCUCACGCGGUACAGGACCCUCAUGAUGCUGGCGACCGUCCAGGCCGAAGGCGAGCGCGCCAACGCCAACCCGGAGACCAUGGCCGUGACGGGCAUUUCCAUCAAGAUGGAGUUUGAUGGAUUGAACUCUUCCAUCAAGGAGCUCCUCACGCUGUCGCGCAAAAUCAAGGAGCUCUGGAUAUUCGGGCCGCUCGGACAGGGGGACCCGGGUCGGAAAGCGAAAGAGGCUCAGGUGGAGCAGCACGUCCAGGCCGUGGCGGGCCUGUUGAGCGAGCUUGAGGGCGGGAAGAUGAGGGCGCUGGCGGAGCGCUCUGGCGGCACGUGGCAGGUUCUGAGGAAGGAGAGCGAUGGGCCCGUGAAGAGGUAG
Messenger RNA from Ustilaginoidea virens, 432 nucleotides. RefSeq lists its product as uncharacterized. Gene Ontology annotation, biological process: regulation of transcription by RNA polymerase II. Gene Ontology annotation, molecular function: transcription coregulator activity. Gene Ontology annotation, cellular component: mediator complex. The transcript is spliced from 3 exons. Bases 1 to 432 code for a protein of 143 amino acids. NCBI's taxonomy places the organism in Eukaryota, Fungi, Ascomycota, Sordariomycetes, Hypocreales, Clavicipitaceae. The record is from RefSeq and is a predicted model, not a curated record.